AAAAUUCAGAUUCUUCCCGCUCAUUUCCUUAUCUCUCUCAUCCAUCUGCAUUUUCUCUCUCUUCAUCCUCCUUUCUCUCUCCAUAAUUUGCCUCUAUCAGGAGAAAAGAGAAGCUUAUCUUUACUCCUCACCUUAAUUUCGAACUAGAUUAUCAAGAAUUUAACCUCAAAAACUCGGAAAAUGCAGCAAGAUACACCCGCCUCUACAAUGAUGAUGAAUCAAAUGUCAUCAGCUGCAGAUAUCUUCUCUCCGCCGCCGUACUCCUCCAUAUUUUUUCACUCCGCCACCUCUCCGACAACUUUCAAAGCUUCUCCAUGCACUUCCGAAGGACAAUCCACAAUAAACGCAGCCAGCUUUGCCACCACAGCAGCUAAACAUCUCUCUCGUUUAAUGUCGGAUCACAAGGAGCUUCUCAGUCGCCAAUCUCUCUGUCUAGCUCAGCUCCGCAAGACGUUCAAAGAAGCAGAAACUCUCCGGCAAGAGAACACUAACCUCCGACUCGCAAACGUGGAGCUGAGCAACCAGGUCAACCUUCUCAUCCAAGCCACACUCCAGAGCCAAUACCAGGCGGUACCGUUUUCUGAUUAUCCGGAGCAAUACGGCUCGUCGUCUCUCUCCGCGGCUGCUGAGAAGUUCAGCGUUGGCGUCGACGGCUGCGGCUUCGAGAAGGAGAGAGAAUGUGAAGAUUGGGAUGAAGGAUUCUACAGUAAGAAUCAGAAUCAGAGUAGCGUGAUUGAGAAGAAUCUAGUGGAGGAUCACAAGGAGGAGAAUGAUCGAGUCUCUCUGCCGAAGAGUAUCUCAGUUAGGUCUAAUGGAUUCUUGAAGAUAAGUCAAAUUGCUGCUGCUCCUACUCGGAAAGUUUCUGCUCCAACUCAGUCUGUGACUCGGAUCGGAUCUCCAAACCCUGUGUCUGGGCCGCAAAAGGUGUAUGUUCGAGGAGGCAGCAAGAAAGAAGGACCAAUAGAGCUUGAAGUUUACAAUCAAGGAAUGUUUAAAACUGAGCUAUGCAAUAAAUGGCAAGAGACUAAGACCUGCCCUUAUGGAGAUCAUUGUCAAUUUGCUCACGGCAUAGACGAGCUUCGUCCUGUCAUCCGCCACCCUCGCUACAAGACUGAGGUCUGUCGCAUGGUCCUUUCUGGUGAUAGCUGCCCUUACGGUCAUCGCUGCCACUUCCGCCAUGCCCUUACUGAUGAGGAGAAGCUCAUGCAUCCCCACAUGCAUAACUAGCCAACUCUUCCACGGUUACCAACUUCAUAACCUGCUGAAACCUAGUUGAGGUAUGAUGACUUUCUUUAUACUAUGAUGGGAGACUGAAUGUGUUUUAUAGUUCCAUAUGAUAAAUACCUAUUAGUCAAAUAUACUAUGCUCUGUAGUAAACUACAUAUCACAAUACAGAAUUACAUAAUCAGGAUGAUAUUAGUAAGUACUAAGUACAAUGUCUAUAAAUACCAAAAAAAAAAAAGGAAACAAGAGGGUAGAUAGUAUUAUGGCAGAGGAAAGUUGAUGUUGACGGUUCGCUAGCUACUUCUGAUGCUGAAAGCAUCAGUUAAGAGAGUAAAGAAGACUGGACUAGUUUUUGCAGUAAGUUCUGUUAGUUCAUGCUCAGUUCUAUUAACGUUUUCCAGAACUUGUUUGUAAAACUGUCAUGCAGAAUCUGAAACUGCUGACUAGUAGUACUGGAUAUUAUACUCUGUAAUCAGUGGAUGUUUUUUUUACGUAAUAUUGAGUCUGGCUUGUAAAGUUGUAAAUAAAUAAAAGUACUUUUUGUUCGGUACUAGCAUCAAACAA
This is a messenger RNA of Spinacia oleracea (spinach), 1788 nucleotides long. RefSeq names its product zinc finger CCCH domain-containing protein 15. The coding region runs from base 181 to 1227 and encodes 348 amino acids. The record is from RefSeq and is a predicted model, not a curated record. Lineage: Eukaryota; Viridiplantae; Streptophyta; Magnoliopsida; Caryophyllales; Amaranthaceae. Gene Ontology annotation, molecular function: mRNA binding; metal ion binding. The transcript has 3 exons.